Macadamia integrifolia is the source of this 915-nucleotide messenger RNA. Its product is annotated as CAP-Gly domain-containing linker protein 1. The transcript is spliced from 7 exons. The record is from RefSeq and is a predicted model, not a curated record. Lineage: Eukaryota; Viridiplantae; Streptophyta; Magnoliopsida; Proteales; Proteaceae. The coding region runs from base 210 to 674 and encodes 154 amino acids.
CUUGAAAAUUCAAAAUCCAGAAUUUAAAGAUUUGAGAUCGCCCGCUCAAAUCCGCAAUUUGAAACACACCAAAGCAACCAGUCUCCAGUAGUCGAGUGAUAACAAUUCAGUGACGCGCACCUCUCUCCUAGUUCAAAUCAUAAACCCUAACCCACUCGAAAAGCCGAUUUGGAUCAUCCGCUGUCCGUACAUUGUCGAAUCGAGCUCUAAUGGCUGAUUCUGAUUCUUCGCCAUCUUCUUCUCCCUCGCCCACUGCCGCUGCUCCUCUGUCGUCGAAAAAGGAGAACAUGGAACCUAUUGGCUCAAAGAUUGCUGAAUUGAGUGAAUCGCGAUCGGAGCUACUUACUAGAAUCCAAGGCCUGAAGCAGGACUUACAGAAUUGGAGGUCUAAGUUAGACACUCAAGUUAAGAUCUACCGCGAUGACCUUUCAGAGCUCAAGAAAUCUCUCAAUGUGGAAGUGGAGCAGCUUAGAUCGGAAUUUAAAGAACUGAAGACCACUCUUCAACAACAACAUGAGGACGUGACAUCCAGUUUAAAGAAUUUGGGGUUGCAGGAUUUGUCAGAAGCUGCCAAGGGGGAGGCCCAAGAUACACAAAUAGAAGGGAACACUGAAGUUCUUGCUCCAACUCCAACCCUAAACCUAGGGGAGAACGGCAAGGAAAUUUCACAUUAAAUUGGUAUCUUGAUGGACAGUUCUCAUCUAAAGAUGUGCGUUAAUCUUGGAAUUCAUUUACACAUAUGAUAGGAAGGUUGCCCAUUUCCUUGGGUAAUUUUCAUCACUUAGAAGGCAAACUGUUGGCAAGUUAGGAGCGACAUGAAUGGUUGUCAUGAACCCUGAGAGAGUUACAUUUGAAUUCUGCUUGUCUUGAAAAUGAAACCUUUUGCUACUGAUUUGAAUGAUUUUAUCUUCUUUA